CCCUCGCUCUCGAUGCUCGCCGCUCCCGCCGAGCGUCACACGCGGCCCCCGAAGGCCCCCGACGCGGCCCCAGUGCAGUGACUCGUCGACCAGCCGCCCCCACUCGGCCCAUUCGCGCGCGCAUUCCUCCUCGGUCGUUCGCCAGGGCCGAUGCGACGGCCCCCCGGCAGGACUCGCGAGGCCCUUGAGGCCCCACCACCGGCCCACGUGGCCCACUGGCCCCCGAUGACGCCCCCGCGCAGUGCGACGUGAGUGAUGCUUCGCAGCCUCCGCUCGGGUCUUUGAGUGUUCAGUGCUUGGCAGGACGGGGUGCAGGCAUGUGGGUGGUAGUGUGGGGGCUUGUGUGGGGACUGCUGGCCCCCGGGCUGGAGGCCAACCCUGACGCCAAGAGGCUGUACGACGACCUGCUUUCCAACUACAAUCGGCUCAUCAGACCUGUCGGAAAUAAUUCGGACCGUCUCACCGUCAAGAUGGGCUUACGCUUGUCGCAGCUCAUCGACGUGAACUUGAAGAACCAAAUCAUGACAACCAACGUGUGGGUCGAGCAGGAGUGGCACGACUACAAGCUCAAGUGGAACCCCGAGGACUACGGAGGAGUGGAGACUCUGCACGUGCCCUCGGAGCACAUCUGGUUGCCCGACAUCGUGCUCUACAACAAUGCCGACGGCAACUACGAGGUGACCAUCAUGACCAAAGCGAUUCUCAACCACACGGGCAAGGUCACGUGGAAACCUCCGGCCAUUUACAAGUCUUUCUGCGAGAUUGACGUCGAGUACUUCCCGUUCGACGAGCAGACCUGCUUCAUGAAGUUCGGCUCGUGGACUUACGACGGGUACUUGGUGGACUUGCGGCACAUGGCGCAAACACCAGGGUCGGACACGAUAGACAUGGGCAUCGACCUUCAGGACUAUUACCUGAGCGUCGAGUGGGACAUCAUGCGAGUGCCUGCGGUGCGAAACGAGAAGUUCUACAGCUGCUGCGAGGAGCCUUACCCCGACAUUAUAUUCAACAUCACUCUCAGGAGAAAGACCCUUUUCUACACGGUCAACCUGAUCAUACCUUGUGUAGGCAUCUCGUUUUUGUCGGUGCUCGUCUUCUACCUGCCCUCAGAUUCAGGAGAAAAGGUGUCACUUUGCAUCUCUAUUCUGCUGUCUCUGACCGUGUUCUUCCUGCUGCUGGCCGAAAUCAUUCCGCCGACCUCGCUCACAGUGCCCCUCUUGGGCAAGUACCUGCUCUUCACUAUGGUGCUGGUCACACUUUCUGUUGUGGUCACCAUCGCGGUGCUCAACGUUAAUUUUCGGUCGCCGGUGACACACAAGAUGGCACCGUGGGUGUACCGACUCUUUAUUAGGACACUUCCAAAGGUGCUGUUCAUCGAGCGUCCGCAGAACGAAGAUGAGGCGGAUGCCGUGGUGACGGCGUCGACGCCCGCCUCGGAGAACACCUGCCUGGACGACUCCAAGUACGAGUUCCAGAAGCAGCGCUACAGUCCUGCCGAGUACGACAUCGCGGGGGGUCUGCGGUACGAGGGGGUGCCGUUCGACGCCGCGGGGCUGCCCCCGUUGCCGUCGCCCCUCAUGCUGCCGGCGUCGCCCAACGAGGACGACGUCUGUCGGGACGACCUCAGCCCCUCGAUCGACCGCUGCCUCGCGCAGGAGAUCGAGAAGGCCAUCACGGACGCCCGCUUCAUUGCUCAACACGUCAAGAACAAAGACAAGUUCGAAAACGUGGAGGAGGACUGGAAAUAUGUGGCGAUGGUGCUGGACCGGCUGUUCCUGUGGAUUUUUUCGGUGGCGUGCGUGAUGGGCACGGCGCUUAUCAUUCUGCAGGCGCCCUCCCUGUACGACACGACUCGCCCCAUCGACAUCCAGUUCUCCAAGAUCGCCAAGAAGAAGCUGCUGCUGAUGAUGAUGGGCCCUGAGGAGGAGUGACCCUGUGAGCUUACAAUCAAUCAGUGCGGACGCUCAAGUAGUGCAUUCACCAGUCUUUCCUUAGUUUUACGACUCACCACGGGCUCUCGAGGGCCUGGGCCCACAUUUUCCCCCACAAAUUUCUUCUCGUAACGACUGAGAGAAAAAUAAUUAAAUAUAUACGAUUCUUGCUUUUCAUUCAACCCGCCGGGUGGUGCGAUUGGCGUUAGUUUGAGUUUGGCGAUUAUACCACAUGCAUAAUCAACGGUGAAAAACGUUCCUAACUGUCAGAUUAAAACUACAAGAGCAACACAAUGAUAAUUUUUAUUGACACACACGCCUCUAUAUAAUUAUAAUAUAAUUGACAAUUUGAAAUAUAUACAAAUAUCCGGAGAAAAUUUGAAGCCCAGGCCCACUCAGAACGGCACCUCAAUCAUCGUCGCGACAAAUAAGAAGAGAUCAUAAAUUUAUUUUUAGCUAGCUCAUCUCAUGAGAUAUUUUCGUUUCGAGCUAAACGGAUUUGCAUAAACAAACACACACCUAAGGUAAAAUAAUGUAACGCGCGCGAUAUACGUGUGACUAAAGUAAUUAAAAAAAGGAAAACCAAUCACUCGGCCAGAGAAUGGUGGCGGAGCCAAAAUAUAACACUUAAUUAAAUUCGCAAAUUUAAAGUAAAAAGAAAAUGUUCAAUGUCUUCCAGUUUUAAAAAUGUGGAGCAUUUGAUAAGUUUAAAACUUUUAAAGUAUAUAUUGAAAUAUUUGAUCGAACAAAAUGGCGCAAAUUAACAAAAAUUAAGAUGUGUUACUUAAAUAAAAUAUGAAAACCAAGCUCUGCUAAUCAGCUUAAAUUUGGUUAUGGGUUGGGAGGGUCGUCUGAUCUGUACCCAAUCAGGGAUUUUGUACAACAGGCGGCCAUGUUGUUUUGCAGGGGACGAUGUGCAGACCUUGGUAUAUAAAAAGUAGAAAAAAUAAAUUAUAUAUUCGUGCCUCUGUGUUGUUUCAUCCCUGUUUCCUCCUUACUGUAAUACUAAUCAAUGGGAAAUUACUAAAAUUUGGCUCCGCCGACCCUCCCUCAGCCUAUGUUGCUAAAAUAAAUCGUUGUUGUUGUAUUUUAAUUAAUUAACCGAGCAGCUAACAAGAGGUGGCGGCCCCGCCCGCCGCGGGCCCUGCUCAAACCCAUGAUGUGCUGGGCCCCCGGGCCCCGGCCGCCCGGGCCGCUCGCCACUAAAUUUGCAUACUAACUGUCUCGCUGUGUAUAAUCGUCGUCAUUAAAGUCAACUCUAAAUGUCGUGCAUUUAAAGUAAGCGGUUUUUGCUUCGGAUGUGUUGGGGGUGCCUGAAGGAGGCUCCCGCCGCCCCCGUCGAUCUCUGAUAAAAAAAGAUGAAAAGAAAUUCUCUCUCUGUUGCUUCACACACUUGACCCCCUGAUCACACAAAAAAUACAUUAAAACACACACACUCGUCACAUACACACACGAAGAGAAAAUUGAGAAAAAAAAAUAUAUAUAAAAGGAAGAAAAAAACUCACUCCUACGUCUCAUGGUAUAUUUGCCGAUACGACAGUUGUUAUCAAGAAUCGACAGUUUUGCAAUUUAUUGUUGAAGCAUUCUGUAAGAAGGACAACUCUGUUAUAUUUAAAAAAUGAAAAUUAAGUGGAGAAAUUGAAGCCGGAAGAAGAAGAAAGAACAACGUGCAACAAAUAAACUAACAAGACGUAAUAUUGAUAAUUUAUAUGACAUGAUCAUUAUACAAAAAUUAAUAAAGUGAAAA
Neocloeon triangulifer is the source of this 3678-nucleotide messenger RNA. RefSeq names its product acetylcholine receptor subunit alpha-like 1. The record is from RefSeq and is a predicted model, not a curated record. Gene Ontology annotation, biological process: signal transduction; regulation of membrane potential; chemical synaptic transmission. The coding region runs from base 318 to 1931 and encodes 537 amino acids. Gene Ontology annotation, molecular function: acetylcholine-gated monoatomic cation-selective channel activity; transmembrane signaling receptor activity. The transcript has 9 exons. Lineage: Eukaryota; Metazoa; Arthropoda; Insecta; Ephemeroptera; Baetidae. Gene Ontology annotation, cellular component: neuron projection; synapse; postsynaptic membrane.